Gigantopelta aegis is the source of this 2750-nucleotide messenger RNA. Its product is annotated as retinal-binding protein-like. The record is from RefSeq and is a predicted model, not a curated record. The coding region runs from base 215 to 1498 and encodes 427 amino acids. Gene Ontology annotation, cellular component: cytoplasm. The transcript has 14 exons. NCBI's taxonomy places the organism in Eukaryota, Metazoa, Mollusca, Gastropoda, Neomphalida, Peltospiridae.
CUUGAAGCAGGUAUGUGUACUUGCUGUCGGACUAAAACCACACAGCGAAAAGAAAAACAACAUGAUACUUGGUGGUGUCCGUCGUGUAUUCACGUAAGGUGCGAGAGACCAACAAAACGAUGACGUUUCUUUGGAUUUGUAUUUAUCUGUAAUUUGGCCGAGCUUGUAGAGCGCUUCUUGACGUUUUAGAGGGUCGACAAUAACUGAAGGCACCAUGUUCAAGAAAAAGAACAGCCAGACCGACACGUCGUCUGCCAAUGGAAAAGUGCUGUCUACGAAGGAGACCAAGAAGAUGGCGGCUCUCACUGAAUUCAAGUCACGGAUUGCAGACUUACUCAAACCAGAAUAUGAUGAUUAUUAUUUAACAAAAUGGCUCAAAGCUCGACAGUUUGAUGUAUCAAAGGCAGAACAAAUGUUUCGUGCAAGUAUGGAGUUCAGAGAAAAGAUGAAUGUUGAUAAACUUCUUGAAGAAUACGAACCACCAGAGGUUCUGCAGAAGUACAUGACAGGCGGGACGUGCGGCCACGACAAGGACGGGUCGCCCGUGCGGAUCGAGCUGUACGGACACCUGGACAUGAAGGGUCUCAUGUACUCGGCGAAAACUGUCGACCUGGAGAAGACCAAACUGCUGCAGUGUGAGAGACACGUGCGCGACUGGAAGCAGCAGAGCCAGAAGCUUGGUCGACGUGUUGACGGUCUCACAGUAAUCUUUGACAUGGAAGGUGUCAGCAGCAGGGUGCUAUGGCGACCAGGAAUUCAGAUGUAUCUUCACCUGGUAACCGUACUGGAAGAUAACUACCCAGAGAUGAUGAAGAAGCUGUUUGUUGUUAACGCACCGAGGAUUUUCCCUGUGUUGUACAAGAUCUGUCGUCCAUUGAUCAGUGAAGACAUGAAAAACAAAAUUCAUGUCUUAGGAGGUAACUUCACGGAGACGCUUUUGAAGUACGUGGAUGAGAACAAUUUGCCAGCUUACCUUGGCGGGAAACUAACUGACCCGGAUGGUAAUCCACGCUGUGUUACCAAGAUCGUCCAAGGAGGUGAAGUACCGCAAAGUUACUACCUCGCGGGCAAGCAAUGUCUAGACAACAUGGAGAGUAAAUCUAUUGGUCGAGGAGACAAGCUGGUGCUCCCGUAUGUGGUGGAAAAACCAGGAAGCAUUAUUAGGUGGGAGUUCAAGACUGACGAGUACGACAUCGGGUUCGGUAUUUUCCUCGUGAAGGACGGCCGGCGGGUCCCCGUGAUGCCCGUGGAGAGGGUCAACAGCCACAUGGUGCCGCAGGACGGCAGCCUCACCUGUGACGACGUCGGGACCUAUGAUCUUUGUUUCGACAACACGUUUAGCUGGGCACGGUCCAAGAAGAUCUUGUUCAACGUGGAAGUUGUCUCCCCUGAUGACGAUCUCAAGUCGGAGAUAGAGAAGUUAAUCGAGGGCGUGGAUAACAUUAACUGGGAGCAAAUCGCCCAAAACAGCGACAAGUUUGAGACGACUCACUUUUGAAGAGAUUACCAGACCACGGUGUUUACGUACUGGUUUCUUCUCAGUCGACGCCCGAUUGAUCACCUGUUAAUAUCUCCUCUUGUUCUGACUGUGAUGAUCUGCAAAUAAUAAUAUAUUUGGCGAUCUGGACCCACAUUACUACAGCAUGGGUGGUUGUGUUUGGGGAGGGGGGGGGGGGGGGGGGAGCACACGUGUCAGAGAUUGGGUGUGGGAGAGACGUGCCUGAACCUUAAAUGGAUAGAGGCACGUUAAUAGAGUUUACGCUACAGCACACGUCAUAGUGACGGCAUAGCUUGCGAUGGUUUUAUGAUUUUUUUUGGCGCUAAAAUAGCUUCGAAAAUCCCCAUCCUGCUUCUUAAAGCAUUUCCAGUAAACAUUUAAAGCCGCAAAAAGGUCUGGUGAUAAAAAAACGACAACAUUAAUAAUAAGAAAAAAACAUUGCAAGGACGAUGAGCUUUCUGAAUUGGGGCCCUGAGCUGUUAGAGCUUGGAUAUGCGUAUGGGUAUUGAUAUGGAUAUGGGUAUGGGUGUGGUUAGGUUGGUACGAGUAGGUUUGCGUUAAUCCCUCUAUAUUUGGACAUUCCGAUUUUAAAAAUGAAAACAAAAUUGAUUUAAAAUGUCCUACAAGGCAUCGAAGGUGAUCUGAAGAAAUAUGCGCGGCACUGGAAUAUACAUCGCAGAGAUUUAAGGUCUUCCUUUGCCAAAUAUUUAUUUAUGUAUGUACACACACUCCAAAGGUGUCACAGAGGGCUCGAUAACUUAAACCGACAGACUCUCGUUUUUAAACAAUACGACAUUUUUUUUCAUUAUUAAAGCCAUUUUUGUAUAAAUUAAAUUUUAUUAAUUACACUAGUAUUAUUUUUACACCCCAAAAUGUAUUUACCAUAAUUUUUUAAAACGCACGUUCGUCUGAGAAGUAAUGGUUAUCGAGACAAGCUCUAGUUAUUUUCAAACAACAUUUCCUUGUAUAAUCAUCACAUGCUUUUGUUUCGCUGUUACUUUAUCCAAAUAUGUUGCAGGUUUUGUAGAUUAACCAUAUUUAGUGUCUGUUUUCACGGUUUCAAACUAGGCACCUUUAACAAUAAAGCAUUAUUAUUUGCACGUGUAUAAAUCAUUUGCAUGUUUUUUUUAUUGUUUAUAUCCACGUACUUUGAUGACUGUAUUGUUCAUACGAUGUGCUGGUAAAUUGUAUGUAUUCGCUAAGGUAGCUAAAUAAUAAAAUUAAGCAUACAUGGCAUCAUGUUUCGUUAUAA